Molecule: messenger RNA, 1517 nt
Organism: Gossypium raimondii (Peruvian cotton)
Lineage: Eukaryota; Viridiplantae; Streptophyta; Magnoliopsida; Malvales; Malvaceae
Product: polyubiquitin
Exons: 2
Coding region: 169-1314 (381 amino acids)
Biological process (GO): protein ubiquitination; modification-dependent protein catabolic process
Cellular component (GO): cytoplasm; nucleus
Molecular function (GO): ubiquitin protein ligase binding; protein tag activity
Source: RefSeq, a predicted model, not a curated record
CAAAACUCUACAUAACACGUGGCUUCCUCUUUUCCGUACUUUUCCUUAUUAAGUCGGCAAUCUCCUCUUAUAAAUCUACGUUUUUCCUUCUAAUUUCGCAUCAAAUUUCCAAUCGUCUUUUCUUUUAAUAUUUGUUCAAAGCUUUCGAUUAUAAAUCCCUCGCGAAAGAUGCAGAUCUUUGUGAAAACUCUUACUGGUAAGACCAUCACCCUCGAGGUGGAAAGCUCCGACACAAUUGAUAAUGUCAAGGCCAAGAUCCAAGACAAGGAAGGGAUCCCCCCUGACCAACAGAGGCUUAUCUUCGCCGGGAAACAGCUUGAGGAUGGCCGUACCCUUGCUGACUACAACAUCCAAAAGGAGUCCACCCUCCACCUUGUCCUUCGUCUCAGGGGUGGCAUGCAGAUCUUCGUAAAAACCCUUACUGGCAAGACAAUCACCCUUGAGGUUGAAAGCUCUGACACAAUUGAUAAUGUCAAGGCUAAGAUCCAGGAUAAAGAAGGGAUCCCCCCUGACCAACAGAGGCUUAUCUUUGCCGGUAAGCAACUUGAAGAUGGUCGCACCCUUGCUGACUACAACAUUCAAAAAGAGUCUACCCUCCACCUUGUGCUUCGUCUCAGGGGUGGCAUGCAAAUAUUUGUCAAAACCCUUACUGGCAAGACAAUCACCCUUGAAGUGGAAAGCUCCGACACAAUUGAUAAUGUCAAGGCCAAGAUCCAAGACAAAGAAGGUAUCCCUCCUGACCAACAGAGGCUUAUCUUUGCUGGUAAACAACUGGAGGAUGGCCGCACCCUUGCUGACUACAACAUCCAGAAAGAGUCUACCCUCCACCUUGUCCUUCGUCUUAGGGGUGGCAUGCAGAUCUUUGUAAAAACGCUCACUGGAAAAACCAUCACUUUAGAGGUGGAGAGUUCUGAUACAAUUGAUAACGUUAAGGCCAAGAUUCAGGACAAGGAGGGCAUCCCACCAGACCAGCAGAGGUUAAUUUUUGCUGGGAAACAGCUUGAAGAUGGCAGAACCCUUGCAGACUAUAACAUUCAAAAGGAGUCUACCCUCCAUUUGGUGUUGCGUCUUCGUGGUGGUAUGCAAAUUUUUGUGAAGACCCUCACAGGAAAGACUAUUACCUUGGAAGUUGAGAGUUCUGAUACGAUUGACAAUGUAAAAGCAAAGAUUCAGGACAAGGAGGGAAUUCCCCCGGAUCAGCAGAGGUUGAUCUUUGCUGGGAAGCAGUUGGAGGACGGUCGAACUCUAGCUGACUACAAUAUCCAGAAGGAGUCUACUCUGCAUCUUGUCCUUCGCCUCCGUGGUGGUUUCUGAUUUGGGUCCUGUUAACCAUUCUGCCUUUGGUGUUGUCUUGUUUUCUUUUUAUUUCAUGAUGUUUAGCCAUUAAAGUGGCAAAACCUUCUAUUAGUUGAAGAUCCUUGUGUUUUUUAUUUUUAAGGUAAUGAUACUUUGGUGUGAAGUGGUUAGAGAGCCACAACUCAGUUACUAUAUUAAAUAAGGUUCGGACUAUUUCAUAA